AGAACGCAGCAACGAAGAUCCGCAUUUUCGCGAGUUUCUAGUAGCUCGACACCCUCACGUGGCGGAAGAGGCGAGUGCAAGCGUUCCUUCUUCGAAAAGUCUAUCGACUUGGAAUCAAAGUGAAAGAAGUGAUUCUAUUGGUGAUGCUGCUGUCAUUCGUGAAUCUGAUGGCGAAGAAAAUAGUGAAAGUGAAGGUGAAAAUGAAAAUUUUAUUCCAAACUUUCUUAUUAAUGCCGCCGAAGAGAGUUCCGUUGUUGAAGUUUUGGGGUUUACUGGGCCUCUCCGCCUUCUAUUCGAGAACUUGUUUUGGGCAAUAUUUGUUUCUUCUAUGGUGGUGGGAACUUUUGUGUUUCUUCCUUAUUGUGUUGGGUCUCUCCUUCUCACCAACGCCCAACAUUUGCUGCACUCCAAACUUUUAUUGCUGAGAAAAGCAGUGAAUAUUAUCGCCCGCUCUGACUGGACCGUUCUUUUUACUUCGCUGAUUGGCUAUCUAUCUCUCACACUCCUUGCUAUUGUAAUUCGUCGGACGUUUGCUAUUAUCAACAGGGGAAGGUCUACCUUUUUAGCGCGGGUGGACAAAGUUUUGGAGUUGGCCUGCAUGUACGUCAAAGUAUUUGGCUUGCUGACGGCCGAAUUGGGGCUGUUUCCCGCUAUCUGUGGUUGGUGGAUAGACUACUGUUCUGUCAGCUGGUUACGGACGAACUUUUCUGCGCGCGUGUUUUUUUUUCAUAGAUACCCAAUAACUUCUUUGUUUCUCCAUUGGUUGGUUGGGAUGCUUUAUAUAACGCACUUUGCCUCUUUUAUAUUUGUUCUUCGUAAAGAACUGAGGCCGGGCGUUCUCUGGUUCCUGCGGGAUCCUAAUGAUCCUUCUUUUGAGCCAAUCAGAGACAUGUUGGUGAUCCCCCUGCACCAAUACGCGCGUAGAUUCGUUUUUUCGCUGGUGCUAUAUGCGACAACGAUUGGCGGUUUGGUUUUCAUGCCUUUGAAGGCCAACCGUUUCCUGCUAAGCUACAUAUACGCACGGCGUCCGCUGGAACUGCCAUUGGACGGGGCUCCUCUUUUUAACGCUCCUGUUGAAUUGCUUAUCUUUCAUUGGCUGCUUCCACGAGUUUUGCGUUCUAUUGAUCUUCAGUCUGUUUGCAAGCAAGUCCUUCAUUGGUGGCUUUUGAAAAUAUCUCAGUUGUUGAGGAUCCAUUCUUAUCUUCUCGGGAACACCUCAUUGGAUAAAAAGAAGCAUUGCGAAGAUUCUUUUGGAGGCGUUGCAUAUAAACCUCCGUAUUUUCUAAUGCGGAUUUUUCUUUUUAUUGUGCUCAUGUGGCUUUCACUCUUUUCAUUGGCUGUUAUCGUUCUUACGGCUCCUGUUAUUAUUGGCCGAUGGGUGCUUUUUUAUGUGUUCAAUCAAUCGCUAAACGACUUUUAUAACUUUGCGUUUGGGCUCUCUGUGGUCUUCAUCGUCAUUGGCGCUUAUAAUGUUAGCGCAAAACUUCUGGGAUAUGAUUGGAGGGGGGUCGUUUUGAAAGCGCCCAUCGGAGUAUGCUUCAACAUUCUUCUUCAAUAUGUUGGGGCUCUUCUUGCAUUUGGAUUGGUCCUUCCAUCUCUUUUGGGCGCUCUCUUUGAACUCACAUUUAUUGCUCCGCUUUUUGUUUCAACCAAUGAAGCUGCGCUAUUUAAUUAUUUUCAGAUUUGGGCAUUGGGCGCUGUUCUCAUGAAACUGGUCGCGUGUGUUAUCAUGUCCGGCCAAGUGGCGCCCCUUCGUUCUCUUCUUGACGAUGCGCGUGUCAAUGCUGCCAAUCAACGAAGCGGUAUAGUGAUGGGGGAAUUCCAAUUGGACCGACUGACUAGCCACGUGGCUUUACCUCUUAUUCGGUUGUUGGGGCUUUUCCUGAGCGUUCCGUACAUUGUCACGCGCGGGCUCCUUCCUCAUUUUGUGGAGUCUGCUUAUAUAAGAACCCUGCUUUCAAGAUUCAGCUACUCUGCUCUGAUGCUUUUUUGUAUAUGCUGGCAGUCGACUAAUAAGUUGCGUUCGUAUUUCGUACGACUGCACGACACGAUUCGGGACGAAAAGUAUUUGAUUAAUAGAGAAUUACGAAAUUAUAAAGGAUCUCGAGGUAGGGAGGAACCUAUUUCUCUGAAUACGCAGUAG
Zophobas morio is the source of this 2143-nucleotide messenger RNA. Its product is annotated as E3 ubiquitin-protein ligase MARCHF6-like. The record is from RefSeq and is a predicted model, not a curated record. NCBI's taxonomy places the organism in Eukaryota, Metazoa, Arthropoda, Insecta, Coleoptera, Tenebrionidae. The transcript has 18 exons. Gene Ontology annotation, cellular component: endoplasmic reticulum membrane. Bases 329 to 2143 code for a protein of 604 amino acids.